AUGAUGAUAUACUCGUUUUUUAUCGUUUUUUUUAGUAUUUAUGUUUUAGCUGUUGACUGCUUUUUCUACCAGGCUCUUCCACUUGUUGUCCACAAAGUCAACAAUACAUACACUGCCUACUGUCCCUGGAACGAUAGCAGGGACCCGAAUCUGAGGUGUAAAAUUUACAAGAACGUAAUGGGAUACUGCCACAAGGACGUCACGCCCACCUUUCAGGGGUUCCUCAACCCUUUGGUUCAGAGGCUGUUUUCAGAAGACCACUGCCAGCACUUGAAAACUACGUAUAAGGAUGUGAGCACUGCCGCCGGAACCUGCAAGAGCUACUCUCUCUGCUUCAACCUCAGCAGCAAUCGCAGCAUGUGUACUUGCGACGCAGGCUUCUUUGGCGACUCGUACGCCGGAUGCAAGAAGCACUGCUUCUCUGACGCCGAAUGCGUGAGCCCGGUGUCGCAUUGCAGGACUGGCACUGGGAGCGUCCUGUCGUACUGCACUUGCAACUCGGGGUACCAGGGCGACGGAGUGAUGUGCUACAAGAACCCCUGCGGAGAUGACAGAUUCGAGAAGUGCGGGCCCGAUAGAAAUAAAGUCUGUGUUCCAACCGGCCCCGGUGACGGCGAUUACAAGUGUAUGUGCCCAAAUGGGCAAUUUUUGGACUACAACAACAAGUGUGUGCCCGAUGUCACUCUGGUCAAGGACACUGUGCUAACCCUAACUGGCAAGAACGUCCAGAAUGGAAGCAGGGUGGAGGCUGGGGAGUGCAUCUCUUUCGUGCUCAACGACAACGGCAAGAGCAUUUUCUUCCACAAAAACUCUGGAGACUCAAUAUACGUGAGGAGGCCAAUAAAAAACGAAAAUGUCUUCACCGUUUUCUUCGUCUUAACUGACGAGGUCACCGCCUUUUCGGCUCUGCAUGACACCGCCUUCGGUCUCACAAAGCUGUAUUCCAUAUCGAACACCUUCAAAAGGUGCAAAUUCGGGCAGGUAAAGGUCACAAGGCCGAACGGUCACGAGAUUGUGGUUGGCGAGGAUACGACUGAAAAGGUGGAGGUCAAUGUUCGGAGUAUGAAUCCCGAGGAACUCGUGGGUGGAUUGAAAACGGCAAACAUACUGCCGGAAAAGGUGUUGGAGGGAGAAGUUUCCUCUGUGGAAGUGAGACCACUAUCGACGCUGGAUCUGCAGGGACCGACAUCUCAAGAGCUUUAA
Molecule: messenger RNA, 1203 nt
Organism: Theileria orientalis strain Shintoku
Lineage: Eukaryota; Apicomplexa; Aconoidasida; Piroplasmida; Theileriidae
Exons: 1
Coding region: 1-1203 (400 amino acids)
Source: RefSeq, a predicted model, not a curated record